This is a messenger RNA of Mytilinidion resinicola, 622 nucleotides long. RefSeq lists its product as uncharacterized. The coding region runs from base 86 to 397 and encodes 103 amino acids. The transcript has a single exon. The record is from RefSeq and is a predicted model, not a curated record. NCBI's taxonomy places the organism in Eukaryota, Fungi, Ascomycota, Dothideomycetes, Mytilinidiales, Mytilinidiaceae.
CCCCUCAUCUUCUUCCAGCUCCCACACCCAUCCUUACCUAGUGCCCAGAUAUCAUUUUGUUGUCAAGCUUCAGCGAGUCAGCACUAUGUCUGCUAUCUUUUGCUGCUCAGCUAUAACUCCAUAUCCCCCACGACAGCUUGACCACGAGGCAAAAUUCGGAGCGUUUAUUCGUUGGACUGGCAUCCAAACGACCUCUUCGGUUCUGGUUGACAGCUCUUCACUCGUCAGCGGCGCACCAUACGCGAUUCAACCUGUGAGGCAGAUUAAUUAUGGACCUCAGGAGUCGAUUAGAUACUUCGUUCCAGCGAGCAACGGCGCCGAUUUUGCGGAGGCUACGGAGGAACUCAGGUUGCCACUACUAGCGUGUCAGUGGCGUUACAUCCUUCCAUAUCCGUAACAAGGGGGAACAGGGGGGCCCCCCCCCCCCCCCCCCCCUUUCAUAGGCUAUAUAUACGGGCCUUAUGCCUCUUCAAAUCAACACAGAACUGCUUCUUCACAACCUGAGAGAACUCGUGUGCAUCCGAAUCGCAUCAUUGUGUCGAUGAGCAAUAAUCGCGAGAAUCUGGCGUUGGUCAGUCUUACUGAGAAAAUCUGAGACGUGGCAGGUAAUAUACCAUAACCU